AUGGUCUGUCUAAAAGACAUAGUACCCGCAGCUGAAAACAACAUUAACACACGGUUCAUAGUAUUGGACAAAGGCAGAACAAAAUUGGAAGGCCAGAACAGGACUUGCCUGGCACUUGUGGCUGACGAGACUGCUUCAGUUCACUUCCAGUUCUGGGGUGACGAGUGUGAUGCAUUCGAGCCAGGUGACAUAGUCCGUUUGACUAAUGGCAUCUUUUCGUACAACAGGAACAACAGCCUUGUUUUGAGGGCUGGCAAGAGGGGAUCCGUAGAGAAGGUGGGAGAAUUUACUAUGGUAUUUGUGGAGACGCCAAAUAUGAGUGAGAUUACUUGGAUUCCAGACCCUGAUCGUUCCAACAAGUAUGUGCAGGACUCUGUUGUUUCUCCGCAUUCCCGUAUCUUUCCUCCAUUGCCUUAA
Messenger RNA from Dovyalis caffra, 417 nucleotides. The record is from the annotation of a GenBank genome assembly. Lineage: Eukaryota; Viridiplantae; Streptophyta; Magnoliopsida; Malpighiales; Salicaceae.